UCAUUAUAUUCAAAUAUUCAUUUUAGGAGCCAGUUACCUAGUAUCAUCCUGAUCAGCAAACUGCCUCCGAACCCCUGAGCUUUUCAACAAAUUUGUCCAAGAUUGGCUCUCAAGAAUCAUGGACUGUUUUUCUAUGCCUUGUUUUCUGUCAAGACACCAUGAUUCCUGGUAACCGAAUGCUGAUGGUCAUUUUAUUAUGCCAAGUCCUGCUAGGAGGCAGUAACCAUGCUAGUUUGAUACCUGAGACUGGAAAGAAGAAAGUCGCCGAGAUUCAGGGCCAAGCGGGUGGAAGGAGGUCCGGGCAGAGCCAUGAGCUCUUGCGGGAUUUCGAGGCGACGCUUCUGCAAAUGUUUGGACUCCGUAAACGACCGCAGCCAAGUAAAGGGGUGGUGGUACCCGCGUACAUGCGGGACUUGUACCGGCUGCAGUCCGCGGAGGAGGAGGAAGAUGUGCAGGAGAUCAGCUUGGAGUAUCCCGAGAGACCCACUAGCCGGGCCAACACCGUGAGGAGUUUUCACCAUGAGGAACAUUUGGAGAACAUAUCCGGGUCAGCAGAGAAUUCAAGCAUACGUUUUAUCUUCAACCUCAGCAGUAUUCCUGAUAAUGAGGUGAUAUCGUCAGCAGAGUUAAGACUCUAUAGAGAGCAAAUAGCACAUGGCCCAAAUUGGGAAGAGGGAUUUCACAGGAUAAAUGUAUAUGAAGUCAUGAAACCUGUGGCAUCAAAAGAUGGACACAUGAUAAAUAGACUGCUGGACACAAGGCUAAUCCAUCACAAUGUGACACAAUGGGAAAGUUUUGAUGUGAGCCCUGCAAUUAUGAGAUGGACCCAUGAAAAACAUAUAAACCAUGGGCUUGCAAUUGAGGUUAUUCACCUCAACCAGACAAAAACUCAUCAGGGGAAACAUGUCAGGAUUAGCCGAUCUUUAUUACCUCAAGAGGAUGCAGAAUGGUCCCAGUCAAGACCGCUUUUAAUCACUUUUAGCCAUGAUGGCAAAGGACACGCACUGACCAGGAGGAUAAAAAGAAGUCCAAAACAGCAGAGAUCCCGUAAAAAAAAUAAAAACUGCCGAAGGCAUUCUCUUUAUGUGGAUUUUAGUGAUGUUGGCUGGAACGAUUGGAUUGUGGCACCUCCUGGUUAUCAAGCAUUUUACUGUCAUGGGGAUUGUCCAUUUCCCUUGGCUGACCAUCUGAACUCAACCAACCAUGCUAUUGUACAAACUCUAGUUAACUCUGUUAAUUCAAGCAUACCAAAGGCAUGCUGUGUUCCUACAGAACUGAGUGCCAUUUCCAUGCUAUACUUGGACGAGUAUGACAAAGUUGUUCUUAAAAACUAUCAGGAGAUGGUGGUGGAAGGGUGUGGAUGCCGUUAGAUAGAAAAAAAAAAUAAACAAAAAUAGACUGCUUAUUAUGGGCUGAACUAAUCGCAAUUCAACAUUCACCUUGACCUUAUUUAUGUGCAAAUGUUUUGACAAUAUGAUCAUAUAUUUUGGCAAAAUAUAUUUAUAACUACAUAUUAAAAUAAAAAAAAAAUAAAAUAAGUCAUUAUUUUAAACAUAA
Messenger RNA from Bombina bombina (fire-bellied toad), 1557 nucleotides. It is a transcript of the gene BMP4, whose product is annotated as bone morphogenetic protein 4. The record is from RefSeq and is a predicted model, not a curated record. The transcript is spliced from 3 exons. NCBI's taxonomy places the organism in Eukaryota, Metazoa, Chordata, Amphibia, Anura, Bombinatoridae. Gene Ontology annotation, biological process: BMP signaling pathway; SMAD protein signal transduction; negative regulation of apoptotic process. Gene Ontology annotation, cellular component: extracellular region. Gene Ontology annotation, molecular function: BMP receptor binding; growth factor activity; cytokine activity. Bases 159 to 1370 code for a protein of 403 amino acids.